AUGAAUGACAGGCGCGCCGCUGUCGCGCCGCCAGCGAACACUUUGCCCUCGAGCAUCUGCGGCUGCCCACGCAGAGCCCCGUGGCCAUUAUGUGCUCAGCUGGAGGACCCUCGGGCCCACCCGCCGCCUCCAAGCUGCACCGCCGUGCCCGGCUGUGUAUUACGCUGCGGGUCACGUCUCGUCGGGGACCAGUUUCAGAACUUUAGCAGCAGAGCUGAGCGCUGUGCUACGGUGUCGGUGGCGGUGUCGGUGCUGACUCUGACGUUCAUCAGCGUGGACCGCUGGUACGCCAUCUGCUUCCCGCUGCGCUUCAACUCUACUACGGGCCGCGCCAAGACGGCCAUCGCCAUUAUCUGGCUGCUGGCUCUGGCGUUCGACAUCCCCGAGCUGGUGGUGCUGCGCGCCCGGGGCCGCGACUGGGACUCGGUGCUGCUGACGCAGUGCGAGGGCAGCUGGAGCUACGACUCGGAGAUGGUGUUCCACGGCGCCAAGAGCCUGCUGCUGUACACGCUGCCGCUGCUCUUCAUGUCGGUCGCCUACUUCCAGAUCGUGCGCGUGCUCUGGCGCUCCGACAACAUCCCGGGCCACGACGACCACAACGGCGACGUCAUCAGCUCCAAGGAGGCCGGGCACCACGCCACCUUCGCGCCGUCUGGUAGCGUUGGCAGCCGUCGGGUGCCGAUGGCCGGAAACUCGACCACGGAGGCGCAGCUGCGGUCGCGGCGCAAGGCCGCCAAGAUGCUCGUCGCCGUCGUCGCCAUGUUCGCCAUCUGCUACCUGCCCGUCCACCUGCUCAACAUACUCAGGUACACCGUCGACAUCCCGCAGAAUGACACCACGAGCGCCAUCUCGAUGCUAUCACACUGGCUGUGCUACGCCAAUUCUGCAGUCAACCCUGUCAUCUACAACUUCAUGAGCGGGAAGUUCCGCGCUGAGUUCCGGCGGCUGUUCUGGACGUGCGCGUACGGCAGCAACCGUUACUCGCCGGCGCCCGGCGCGGCCCCCUCCGCUGCUAUGCGCUCCUCCUGCUGCGCCGCCCCCGGCCGCCUGCGCGUCACCUGGGCCACCCCCUCCUCCGCCACGGCCACCACCACGCUCGCCUCCGUCGCCCCCACCUCGCUGGUGAUGCACCGCUAG
Molecule: messenger RNA, 1137 nt
Organism: Schistocerca americana (American grasshopper)
Lineage: Eukaryota; Metazoa; Arthropoda; Insecta; Orthoptera; Acrididae
Product: orexin receptor type 2-like
Exons: 7
Coding region: 1-1137 (378 amino acids)
Biological process (GO): G protein-coupled receptor signaling pathway
Cellular component (GO): membrane
Molecular function (GO): G protein-coupled receptor activity
Source: RefSeq, a predicted model, not a curated record